AUGCCUCUAGAGAUUGUGUUUUUACCUGCACAGUGGUUCCAAGCAAGAACGUCUUUCCCCAAUUUGACAAAACUACUCAACAAGGGGUAUGACAAGCCACGGUUGAAAUAUGAUAUCAUCCAAACGCCGAGAAUUCAAAGUGACGAUUCAUUGCUUGAAAAUUUGGCAGUAAAGUCAGACGAUGAAAUAGGAGUGUUUUUGCUACUAGGGGGAGAAGAAGAGUUCAAGUCACUCAAGGAACAAGGCUUCGAAAGAGAUUUUAAUGAUACUUUGCUUCAAAACGCUUUCGAUUGUGACAUCCCAGCGGAGUUUGCCUCAUAUUUUGACCUUGCAAAAUUGACAAAAGCACCAGUUACGAUCGCUGAUGCAAGCUAUGAACUAAGUGAUCAGAUUAGGAAUAGAGUCCUCGCUAGUCUUGGCUUUAGGUCGUACUACAAGAAAUCCGCGCCAACAACCAAACCAUUCAUUUUAACAGCUUACACAUCAUUCAUCAAAAAUGCCGCUUCACUACUUCUUGAGUUUGUAUUGAAUGAAUUGCUUCAAGAUCCAACAUAUUUCAAUAUGUUGUCCAAUACUGGGGAUAUCAGUAAAUAUGAUCGAUUGUCCAUCCAUGCUGACUGUAUAGUAGAGCACGGAUUGGUUGGUUACUACACUACAAAGUGUCGAUUUGAAACUAUUGGCGACAAAGUCCAUGUUCAAGUUGGUGCUCCGAUUGGUGGAGACGCAUCAUCAGCGAGCUACAAGGCUAUUGAAGCAUCUCGCGAUUUUCAUAUAGCUUAUAUACGUAGAGAGGUAAACCUUAGAUGA
Messenger RNA from Lodderomyces parapsilosis, 807 nucleotides. RefSeq lists its product as uncharacterized. Lineage: Eukaryota; Fungi; Ascomycota; Pichiomycetes; Serinales; Debaryomycetaceae. The transcript has a single exon. The record is from RefSeq and is a predicted model, not a curated record. The coding region runs from base 1 to 807 and encodes 268 amino acids.